Aethina tumida (small hive beetle) is the source of this 1907-nucleotide messenger RNA. It is a transcript of the gene NC2alpha, whose product is annotated as dr1-associated corepressor. The coding region runs from base 82 to 810 and encodes 242 amino acids. Gene Ontology annotation, molecular function: RNA polymerase II general transcription initiation factor activity; transcription coactivator activity; transcription corepressor activity. Gene Ontology annotation, cellular component: negative cofactor 2 complex; nucleus. The record is from RefSeq and is a predicted model, not a curated record. NCBI's taxonomy places the organism in Eukaryota, Metazoa, Arthropoda, Insecta, Coleoptera, Nitidulidae. Gene Ontology annotation, biological process: positive regulation of transcription by RNA polymerase II; transcription by RNA polymerase II; negative regulation of transcription by RNA polymerase II. The transcript is spliced from 3 exons.
GAAAAACCCUAAAUUAUUAUAACCUCACUUUUGAAUAUAGAUUCGUUGUUGUCAAAACUCUUAAUUUAACGUAUUUUCAAAAUGCCCUCAAAAAAGAAAAAGUACAACGCCAGAUUUCCCGCAGGUCGUAUUAAGAAAAUUAUGCAAACAGAUGAAGAAGUGGGAAAAGUGGCACAAGCAGUUCCAGUAAUAAUCUCUAGAACACUGGAAUUAUUUGUGGAGUCCCUCCUGAAAAAGUCCAUGGAAAUCACACAAGCCAGGAGUGCGAAAACUCUGACGCCAUCACACAUGAAACAGUGUAUUCUUUCUGAAAGUAGAUUUGACUUCUUAAAGGACUUGGUUAAAAACAUACCAGAUGCUAGUGUUCAAGAAGACAAUGCAAAUAAUGCACUGUUUGAAGCAUCUGUUAAGUUAGAAGAAGAAAACGAUAUGGAAGAUCAAAAUAUGGAUGGGAAUGAAGAUAGAGUAGAAUCAAAUCCACAAACAAGUGAUAGUGAAGAUAAAGGAUCGUCAUCACGGACGCCAGUAAUACAAUAUGCACCAAAUGUAACAUCGACUGGUUCUGCAAAAGUUAGUUUUUCAGUAACAAGUCUCUUAAAACCUGACAAACCUGAACCAAACUUACAUAUAGAAAUUGAAUCAGAGAAGGUACCUGUACAGCCUGAAAAUCAUCUACAACUUCCAAUUAGUAAUACAAUCCCUGCCAAGGUUCCUAGUGAUGGUGUACCUCCACUUAUUCCAAUUGCUCAUAAUUUUUAUAAUGCAAGUGCCAGUGGCAACUUGUGCAUUGAUGAAGAUUAUGAUAAUUAAAUUUUAUAAUGUAAGUACUGUAUUUAUUGUGGUCACUUUAAAAUAUGCUAAUUCUAUAUUAGAAUUUGUCAUACCCUUGAUUCUUAUAGUCAAGAUAUAUAGUGCUAAUUCCUGAUACUAAAUAUUUAGUUUAGAAUCCAACCAAAUUAGUAUUAUACAUGUAAAAUUAUUUGUUGUAUUAAAAUAACUAUACAAUAUUUUUACAAUGAUUUAAUUUGGUUUUUAUUAAUUUUUUAUCAUGUAUUAAAUAAAUGUAAUUAUAAUAUAUUCAUUCAGUAUAUGUGACCUUUGGUAAUUUCCAAUUAUUUUAAAUUAAUGUGGUUGUAAAUAUUAACUUAAUAAUAACAUAUUCUUCAAAUAAGGGCAUAUUUGUCUUAAUAAUGAAUUUUUGUUGGAAUUGUAUUUAUUUUUAUGACCCUUUAUUUUAGGAUAACAACGACUACUGUUGGUUAUUAAGGUACUGUCCAUACCAUAGCUGUAUUGUCUAUUAUGAAGAUAAUACACUAGUGACAUUGACUGAUUUUGUGAAUUUAAAAUGAAGUUUAUAAUUAUUUGAAUAUAAAAUAUAAUCUAGUAUCAUUUUCAUUGAACAUAAUUGGAGUGAUUGGAGCAAACAUAUAAUGAUUUAUAUAAUAUUAGAUAUUCUAAUGUCUUCAAAAACUUUUUACAGAAUGGCCCUUCAAUAAUAUAAUUGUAGGAAGUUAAUCUAUAAUUAUUUUAAAUAGAUAAUUAAAGUUAUAAUAUGACACUUAAACUCUUUUAAACAUUAAAAACUAUAUUUCACUUUGUAACUAAUAGGGGUUUAAUUUUAUAAUAAAAAACAUACAAUUAAUUAAAUGCAUUAUUUUGUUAAAACAUCAGCAACAACAGAAAGAUAAAACGACUGUAAUUAAAUUUGUUUAUACUCGGUUUUGUUAUUUUUCAAUGUAAAACUCUCAUAUUAAUAGAUUUAAUUUAGAAAAUUUUAGUUAAAUAUAUUUACUAUGACUUAACUUCAUACAAUUAUAUAUGUUUUGUAAUUAAAAUUUGAUCACGAAUUAUCAGUAUUUUUAUAUAAUUAGUACUAUAUAUGUUUGAUAAGUAAAAAUAAUUAAAAU